This is a messenger RNA of Hordeum vulgare subsp. vulgare (domesticated barley), 2052 nucleotides long. Its product is annotated as cytochrome c biogenesis protein CCS1, chloroplastic. Bases 75 to 1739 code for a protein of 554 amino acids. The record is from RefSeq and is a predicted model, not a curated record. NCBI's taxonomy places the organism in Eukaryota, Viridiplantae, Streptophyta, Magnoliopsida, Poales, Poaceae. The transcript is spliced from 8 exons.
GCGAUGCGUCGCCACUCCUCCGCGCCCCUCCCACUCCCCCCCUCCUCCCCGCCGAGCCAACGGCGUCGGCGGCGAUGCCGUCCCCCACGUGCUACCUCCUGCUGCACCCUUCCAGGGCCUGCCACCGCCUCCUCCCGCCGUCUCCGCGCCUCCCCGCCCGCUACGCCCGCCUCCGUGUCUCCUGCGACGUGCCGCGGCAAGGGGGUGACGGCGGCGGCGCGCCCAAGCGCGGGGUCAUCCCCGCCGGAUCCGGCAAGGGCAAGAAGCAGGUCGUCUUCUUCGACGCCGCGCCGCCGGUGGCCCAGCAGGGAGACGGCGAGGAUGGGAAGGGGGAGGCGCCGGAGGUGAAGAAGGACGGCGCGGCGCUGCGGGCGCUGAGGCGUGCCACCAAGCGGACGCUCUCGGUCCUGUCCAACCUCCCGCUCGCCAUCACCGAGAUGUUCGCCAUUGCCGGCCUCAUGGCCCUGGGCACGGUGAUUGACCAGGGAGAGGCGCCGAGCCACUACUUCGAGCAGUUCCCCGAGGACAACCCGGUGUUCGGCUUCAUCACCUGGAGGUGGAUCCUCACCCCCGGCUUCGACCACAUGUUCUCCUCGCCGGUCUUCCUCGGCUUACUUGCCCUCCUCGCUGCCUCGCUAAUGGCCUGCACCUUCACCACCCAAUUGCCCAUGGUGAAGGUGGCCAAAAGAUGGUCGUUUAUGAGUUCAGGGGGAAGCAUUAGGAAGCAAGACUUUGCGGAAUCUCUUCCCCGGGCAUCUAUUCAGGAUUUGGGGGUCAUCUUGAUGGGUGCAGGAUAUGAGGUCUUCACAAAGGGCCCGUCCUUGUAUGCCUUCAAGGGCCUGGCUGGUCGGUACGCGCCCAUCGGCGUGCACGUGGCGAUGAUUUUUGUCAUGGCAGGUGCCACACUUUCUGCGACCGGAAGCUUUAAGGGCUCAGUGGAUGUUCCUCAAGGACUGAAUUUCGUCAUUGGAGAUAUCAUGAAACCCAAAGGCAUUUUCUCGGUCGCGCCGGAUGUUUUCAAUACGGAAGUCCAUGUCAACCGGUUCUACAUGGAGUACUAUGACAGUGGAGAGGUUUCGCAAUUUUAUAGCGACCUUUCACUUUUCGACCUUGAUGGCAAAGAAGUUAUGAGACGGACGAUCAAAGUGAAUGAUCCCUUGAGGUAUGGUGGGAUCACGAUAUACCAAACGGACUGGGGGUUUUCAGCAUUACAGGUGAAGAAAAAUGGUGAAGGACCUUUCAACUUGGCCAUGGCACCCUUGCAACUGAAUGGCAAUAAAAAGCUAUACGGAACAUUCUUGCCACUUGAAGACUCUGAUUCUUCAGGUGUCAAGGGAAUAUCAAUGCUUGCUCGAGAUCUUCAGUCUAUUGUGUUGUAUGACCAAGAUGGUAAGUUUGUAGGAGUUCGUCGACCGAGCUCUAAACUCCCCAUUGAAAUCAAUGGUAAUGAAAUACUAAUUGAAGACGCUAUUGGCAGUACCGGUCUGGAUCUCAAGACUGAUCCAGGAAUUCCUAUCGUGUAUGCUGGAUUUGGCGCACUCAUGCUGACGACCUGCAUUAGCUAUCUUUCGCAUGCUCAGUUAUGGGCGCUGCAAGAUGGAACUACAGUAGUUGUCGGGGGGAAGUCCAAUCGAGCCAAAAUUGAAUUUUCUGAUGAGAUGAAUCGGUUACUUAAUAAAGUACCGGAGUUGGUCAGUGUUGGUGAGCAAACAGUAGAUAAUAAAUCAAGUACUGCGUGAGGGAUUCAUUUUGUGGGAUUGAGAUUGCUGAAGAUGCAGCUGUUGGAUUGAGAUUGGUUCAUAGACAAGUGCCUUUGGAGAACAGGAAAUCUUGCAUUCUAUUUGGUGAAGACAAUUCCUGUGCCCAUUGGGCCGUGUAUUCACCAUUGAGGCCAAAUUUAUUUGAAAGGAAAAUAUUGUACAUUCCCAUGGAUCUAUGGUGUUAUUGUGUCGAAAGGAAACUGAUGGUGUCACUGUAUUAGUACAGAAAAAGUGAUACAUAUAAAUUAUACCCUGAAGUUGGACCAUCGGUUCAACUACUGAACUUCCAAAA